Molecule: messenger RNA, 1383 nt
Organism: Parus major (Great Tit)
Lineage: Eukaryota; Metazoa; Chordata; Aves; Passeriformes; Paridae
Product: dual specificity protein phosphatase 13-like
Exons: 4
Coding region: 547-1173 (208 amino acids)
Biological process (GO): protein dephosphorylation; negative regulation of MAPK cascade
Cellular component (GO): cytoplasm
Molecular function (GO): MAP kinase phosphatase activity; protein tyrosine/serine/threonine phosphatase activity
Source: RefSeq, a predicted model, not a curated record
CUCAGCGGCCGCUGCUACCCGGCCCCAAACCCGCUUUGGCCGCCUUGUUCUGAAUUCGGGUCAAGCCCCGGGGGAACGGGGACAGACGACGCCGUGCUCCGGAACGCACUCCUCCUGUCCCGCCUGGCAGGCUAGGGCACAGCAGGGACGGACUCGGUGGCCCCCCACACGGGCUAAGCCCAGCCGUCCCCUCACGGCUCGCAGCUGCAAGAAGCAGCCGUGGCACCCCGCGCUGGCCGGGCAGCCCUCAGGCUCCGUGUCCCGGCACCGCGUCCCCGGCCGGUCACAGCCGCUUGGCAGCGCCUGAGGGCCGGCCUCCUCCACAGCUCAGCCCUCGCAACUGCCUCGCCCCGGCUGCUGCAGGUCCAAAGAGGGUACGGGAGUACGGGUUAUAAUUAACAGAAUUAAAAAUAGGCUUUGAAUAAACUGAACACCCGGAGAGGUUAGAAAUUUGUCGUGCAGCUGGCACGUCAGGAGGAAAGUGAGUGGUAUUAUUCAAACAAAGGUAAUCCAAGACACGGCAGCGCGGGAGCUUCGACCACCAGGAUGGCCUGGGACUCCUUGUGCAGCCAGGACUUACGGCGGCCUAGGAUAAGAAGUGCCUCCAGCUGGACGUCUGGCAGUGGGAGCAGCACUGGGACACCAUCCCUGGAGGAGCUGCGGCGCCUGCUCUGCACACGCACACACCCCACAGGGCAUGUGGAUGAAGUCUGGCCAAACCUUUAUGUGGGAGACCUGUAUGUUGCUCGUGAUAAGGCACAGCUGAGCCGCAUGGGCAUCUCCCACGUUGUGAAUGCCGCUGCCGGGAGAUUUCGCAUCAACACUGGGCCCAAGUUCUACAGUGACUUGCCUGUGGAUUACUACGGAGUAGAAGCAGAGGACAACCCAAACUUUGAUCUCAGCAUUCACUUCUAUCCAGUUGCUCAGUACAUCAGAGCAGCACUGAAUUCCCCAAGAGGCAAAGUACUGGUUCACUGUGCAAUGGGAAUCAGUCGAUCUGCAACUCUUGUCCUCGCUUUCUUAAUGAUCUGUGAAGGUAUGUCCCUCACCGCUGCCAUUCAGACUGUGCGCUCCCACAGAGGGAUCUGCCCCAACUCCGGCUUCCUCCAGCAGCUUCGGGAGUUGGACCUCAAGUUAGGAAGGAGCACAGGCAGAGGAGCAGAGGCCUGCUAGUGCCAAGAAGCUUUGUCUCCUGGUGCCAGCCCAAGAGAUGCUGCCCUCACUGAAGAGUGCAAGGAUGCUGUCAGGACUGCUCUGUAGGUGUAUGGUGAAACUGGGGAAAGGCUGAGCAUGACCAAACUGUUAGGAACUGUUAGGCAUGUAUUUUUUGCAUAAGCCCACUAGCUGGAAAGAAAAUGAAAUAAAGAAGGAUUCAAACUGGCA